Camelina sativa (false flax) is the source of this 753-nucleotide messenger RNA. The record is from RefSeq and is a predicted model, not a curated record. NCBI's taxonomy places the organism in Eukaryota, Viridiplantae, Streptophyta, Magnoliopsida, Brassicales, Brassicaceae.
AUGGCUUUCGCUGGGUGUGUACGCAGGUCAGUGUCUAAGUUGGCUUCGGCAUGUGAUCGAGCCCGGUCUAUCUCCUUCCCCGCCGUUAUGAACUGUCGUCCGUGUCCGUCUCAAGCUCUCAACCCGUCUCCGCUGCGUGCCUUCAUCUCCCGUGGCGUUUUUACUCUCUCGAGGAGUGAUAGUAUACUUCUCUCGGAGAUACAAAUUCGCGACGUGAUUGACUCCAAGAUCCUUUCUGAUUUGGAAAUUGAUGAUCUCGAUUAUUUGCUGUUAAGUGUUAAGACGAUAUUUUUCUUUCUUAUACUCUACUGGGAGCAGCUUAAAGAGACAAUUCCGGAAUACUUCAGUUUCAGAAUUGAAGAUGAUCCUUCAGAUCAGUUUGUGACAUUGACGACUAAGGAACACGUUGAGGAAAAUUUUAAAGUUUUAGCAUUCAUGCCUAGUCUUGUUGCUGAUAAACCAAGUAUUAAACUGAUUCUAACUGUCACUAAGAAGAGCGGGCUCGGCCUGGAGUUUAGCUGCACGGAUUUUGGUGAUCAUUUUAACAUAGAUAAUGUAUCAGUGAAUCAUCCGGGGGAAAAGAACGAUUGGCAAUUCGAAGACUUGGAAGAUGAUAUGAAGAAGGCCUUCAACAAUUAUGUGGAGACCCUAUUAGGAGAAAGCACAAGGAAGUUAUUGCAUAGGUACAUGAUGAGCAAACGGAAGCGAGAGUACUUGGCAUGGUUGAAGGAUGUUAAGAAAUUUAUUCGUUGA